AUGUACUUAAAGAACAGGUCGCAACAUAAUCGAUUGAACAAACUUGGUUGGACGAUCUCUAAGCCACCCAUCCGUCGUAACAAUGAGGUUAAACAUGAUAAUGGAAUGUCCAAACAAGGCGGUGCCGAUGAAUUGGACGGUCCUUUCCUCGGCGGAAGCUGUCCUAAUGAGGGUCGGCAGGACAGAAGGUAG
This is a messenger RNA of Spodoptera exigua (beet armyworm), 192 nucleotides long. Lineage: Eukaryota; Metazoa; Arthropoda; Insecta; Lepidoptera; Noctuidae. The record is from the annotation of a GenBank genome assembly.